Messenger RNA from Capronia coronata CBS 617.96, 1713 nucleotides. RefSeq lists its product as uncharacterized. The transcript has a single exon. The record is from RefSeq and is a predicted model, not a curated record. The coding region runs from base 1 to 1713 and encodes 570 amino acids. Lineage: Eukaryota; Fungi; Ascomycota; Eurotiomycetes; Chaetothyriales; Herpotrichiellaceae.
AUGCCCCGCGACGAAACCGUCCUCGAUGCGCCCGUCACCCCAGCACCAGUGUUCGCAUACCGCGCGAUCAAAAGCAUCUUCUUCGCGUCGCCCGAUUCCUCGCCCGACCGUAAUGACCACAAUGACGACAACAAUAACAACAAGGAGAACAUUGAACCGGGGUACGCAAAAUCGCCAUUGAAGAUGAAGAUGGCCCCGAACCCGAACCCGAAUCCAGCCCUCGAUGACCAGGUGCUGUUGACGCCCUCGCAUAAACGCAAAUGGGAUGGCGCAGGCACACUUGUUUCACCGACCAAGGGGAUUCUCCGCACACCUGGCCUGGCGACUCCGCGGGCCAAACUCCUAAAGGAUCUCAAUGUCAAGUUCAAAAGUGUCAGUCCCGAAGCGAUGGAUCUUGGAAACAAAACGAAGAACCAGCCUACGGACGUUGGAGUGGCUGGGAGGUCAGUCAGUGGACAUGCGAAACAUGGCGGCGUGGAGUCUUCAAAGACAGUGAACCAUGUCGGUGUUGUGUCUACGAAAAAGUCGUCAACACAGAAACAGCCAGCGGCGGAGUCGGCGCCCGCGAAAGUCCCGACCUCCACGAAGGCGAACGCGACAAAGACAACGACAAUGACAGCGACAGCUACGGAAGGGUGGUUGUCUACACAGGCGAUCGAAGCGUACAUGCUGCAGACGGAGAAAGAGAUGAAGCGACUGGUGCGAUAUGGACAGAAGAUGCGAGAAUACGCGCGCCAAAAGGACGCCGAGAACGAGGAGUUGAUGGGUAUGAUUCGGCAGCUGCGAAUCGAGAACGAGAAGUUGAAACAAGGCGUUGGUGCGAAAGAGAGAGGUUCUCAUCCUCUCAACUCUAAACAUGGUGGAGCUGAGCAUGCGGAUGCGGAUGCGGAUGCGGGUCUAGGGCGAGGAUACGUGCGGGAAGAAGUCGACCGGGUGGAAGACACGGCCAGGGGUCAUCACACUAGGAGCGUGACGGUGCUUCAGCGACGGUCGUUUCCGGGAGAUGCUAAGGAUGCAGAUCGAAGGAUGAAGGGGUUAGCUUCUGCGGUUGACGAGACUGUCGGUGGCGGUAAACUCAACACUCACGCCGAUGCGACGGGAUAUCAUCCAUGCUCGACAUCUGCGAAACACAAACCUGGAUCGCAUGUCUCUGCUGCGUCGGCGAACCAUCGGACGGCUCCUUUGACGGCGCAGCAGUCUUCGAACCAUCUAUCAAUAUCACGCACCCGCGACCAUGACCAUGACCACGAUCUCGACCGGCAAAUUUCUCACUCGAAAGGGGAUGCUUUGGUUGCAGCUACAGCUACAUCUAUGUCUAUGUCUACAAAUCCUGCGACCGGUACGGCAACUGAUACUGAUCACGGUGCGAAGGACCACUGGGCUAGAACGCGACCAGGUACGAGUAUUGUCACUGGCACUUUAUCAGCGGCCGGACUGUCGGUGGGAGCAGGAAGCGUUCGUCUGCCUCCGGACCGUCUGGCGGCAGCUCGAGAACGUCUGCGUCGUCGCACUGAAGCCCGCAAAGCCAGUGGUGGUGGUGGUGGUGGUGGUGGUGCGGACGGCAUUGAAAACGGACCCGGUCCAAUCGAUCCAGGCGAGAAAAUCGGAGCGUCGGAUCACAUGCGGCCUCGAAAUCCCGUGAAUGGACAUGGCGUGUUGGAGACUGAUGCUCACAGCCGCGACCAGAGCCAGGUCGAUUGGCUUGAUCUCUGA